AUGGUUGAGGAGGAGCAUUCGUCGUCAGAUGAGGAGAUGGAGACUGAGACAAGCAAAAUGGAAGCGGCUGCUUUGGCCAGAAAAAAGAGACUUUUGGAAAUGAAAUCACGCUUGCAUGGCAUUGAAAUGAAGGAGGAAGAUUACAAAGAAGAAAGUCAGGAAACGAAGAAGAGUAAAGCGGAAGAGAAGACGUUCAGAAGCUACAAGCCUUCAUCAGAAGCAAUUGGAAAAGUAGCACAAGACAAAAUUAAACUUGAUGUCGUUGAAGAGCUCAUUGCGUCUCAUUUAGAGGAUGCUAAAAAUGUGAAGCCUGUACUGUUGAUUUGUCAA
Ostertagia ostertagi is the source of this 330-nucleotide messenger RNA. Lineage: Eukaryota; Metazoa; Nematoda; Chromadorea; Rhabditida; Trichostrongylidae. The record is from the annotation of a GenBank genome assembly.